Molecule: messenger RNA, 8670 nt
Organism: Electrophorus electricus (electric eel)
Lineage: Eukaryota; Metazoa; Chordata; Actinopteri; Gymnotiformes; Gymnotidae
Source: RefSeq, a predicted model, not a curated record
AUGAGUUGUGUGCAGACAAAGGAAACAUGCCGGUGCCGUGAAUGGGUUUUCAAAAACGUGUAACUUUAUAUAGUGGUUGCCUAAAAUAAACCACAUUGAUUAAAGACUAAAUUAAAUCAUUCGGGAAUCACGCAGUUUAACUGAAUUGAUCAAUCAGAACGAUAACAUAGGUCAGAAAAAUUGCAACACUGAUUCACAGUGCUUUGCAACAUUGUGACUUGUUUUCAUUGCACCAGUAUCAAGAAUCCACCGAUGCCCCUCUGUUUCGUCUUCCAGAAGAGCGCCGGCUGGCUGCUUUGCGGAUGUGGACAAGCCCACAGGCGACAUCACUGCGCCAGUGAAGCCUGUGGACCGCGCGCCGUCCGAGCGAAGGCGGUGCCGUCCUCGCGCGUAGCUUCCGUCGCACGAGCGCCCGGUAAAGCUGUGCGGGCUAAUGCGCAGUUCUCCAGACGGGAGAGCAGACAUCUGUGCUGCCAAAAUCCGCUUUCUUGGAGCACUCGUUAAAGCAGGAAUGAUCACCAAAAGGGUCUGAGUUGUGCUGUGGGAACGGAAGAUGUCCUGAAAGAUACGCGCGGCGCCGGGAUCUUACCUUGUAUUUAAAACGGUGGAUUUUUCUGUGAUUUUUUUUUGAAACUCCUUGAUUGAUGGAGCUACUUCGCUCUUGUCGUUCUUUACUGCUUGCAGCUGCUAUGGCUGUCUGAAACGCCCGUUACUUAUCCAACCACUUUUUGUCCGGGGCAAGUCGGUGCUGUUCUGAAGCUUUCAUUUACUAGUUUUGUUGCUUAGCAAUGCUGUGAAUAUAAGAUAGGAAACCAGUUUUCGGGACAGACGGUUAAUUGGGCAAAGAUAUGCGUGGUAUUCCUUUUCCAGAGGCAAAGUUGCCGAAUAUCCCAAGAGAAUUUGGUGUCAGUUCAAGCUACAGUGCGCCUCUUCGCUAUCAUAGGAAACGGACCGUUUCUGUGGGCACAGAGAGAAGCCAACACGAGUAGCUAUGUGCUCAGCUACACUCAUGAGCAGCGUGUAAACGGAGGUCCGCACCCGGUACAAUACUGCACUCAUUCAUAAAAGCAUUUCAACGAAUUUGGUAAAAUAGUCAAGUUAAGGAGAAAAUGGAAAACGAGGUGUUUACGCCUUUGCUGGAGCAGUUUUUGGUGACUCCUCUGGUCGCCUGGGUGAAGACAGUCGUCCAGCCGGCCACGAACGAUUGCAGCAAGCUCUCUGAAUACAUUGAAUUAGUAGAUGGUUCAUACUUGAACGAGGUCAUGCUUCAAAUAAAUCCUAAAGCAUCUACCCAGAGGGUCAGCAAGAAAGUGAACAAUGACCCAGUGUUGCGUGUACAGAAUCUCUCCAUUCUUAUACGGCGGAUCAAAACAUAUUAUCAGGAGACUCUGCAGCAGCUGGUGACGAUGCCCCUGCCCAAUGUCCUGGUUCUUGGCAGGACUCCGCUCACUGAACAGGGCUUGGGAGAGGUGAAGAAACUGUUGUUGCUAUUGCUGGGAUGUGCCGUCCAGUGUGAGCAGAAAGAGGAGUACAUUGAGAGAAUCCAGACGCUGGACUUUGACAUGAAGGCUGCGAUUGCGUCUCACAUUCAAGAGGUCACUCACAAUCAGGAGAACGUGCUGGACCUGCAGUGGCUGGAGGGAGGCGAGUCGCCCCCUGAGGACCUGGACACGCUCUCGAGAAACCUCGCCCUCCACCUCCGGCGUGUGGUGGACGAGAGAGACGACCAGGUGGAGGCCAUCGUGGAGCUGACCCAGGAGAGAGACUACAGCCAGGGCUUACCUGCCUUGCCCUGCGGCCCCGCGCCCGGCGACUCACCCAGCAUGCGCCGCACCGAGAGCAGGCAGCACCUCUCGGUGGAGCUGGCGGACGCCAAGGCCAAAGUCCGCCGCCUCCGUCAGGAGCUAGAGGAGAAGACCGAACAGCUAUUGGACUGCAGGCAGGAGUUGGAGAAUCUGGAGAAAGAGCUGAAGCGGAUUCAGCAGGAGAACCUCCAGCUGCUGUCUGAUGCACGGUGCGCCCGGGCGUAUCGCGACGAGCUGGAUGCUCUGAGAGAGAAGGCCAUCCGCGUGGACAAACUGGAGAGUGAAGUGGGACGCUACAAGGAGCGGCUCCACGACAUCGACUUCUACAGAGCCCGUGUGGAAGAGCUGAAGGAGGACAAUCAGAUCCUGUUGGAGACCAAGAGCAUGCUGGAGGAGCAGCUGGAUGGCUCCAGAGCGCGCUCCGACAAACUGCACGAGCUGGAGAAGGAGAACCUGCAGCUGAAAGCCAAAAUCCACGACAUGGAGAUGGAGCGGGACAUGGAUCGGAAGCGUAUAGAGGAGCUCGUGGAGGAGAACCUGACACUGGAGGUGGCUCAGAAGCAGAGCAUGGAUGAAUCUUUGCACCUGGGCUGGGAGCUGGAGCAGCUCUCCAAAACUACGCCAGAGUUUCCCGAGGCUCCUCAGAAGUCUCUGGGUCAUGAGGUGAAUGAGCUCACCUCCAGCAGACUCCUGAAGCUGGAGAUGGAGAACCAGACGCUCCUGAAGACCGUGGAGGAACUGAAGGCAGCCGGGGAAGCUAGCUCACGUCUGCUCAAGGCUGAGAAGGAGAAUCAGAGACUGCAUGAGAAGCUCAAGCAGCUGGAGAAUGAGAUGCGCACAGAGAGAGAGGGUUUGCGUGGUGCAGAGUGCCUCAGUGCCGACCUGAUGAAGGAGAAAUCACAGCUGCAGAAAACCCUGGAGACGCUGAGGGAAAACUCAGAGAGACAGGUGAAGUGGCUGGAGCAGGAGAACGAGCUCUUGAACCAGACGGUCGCCUCCCUCAGGCAGCGGUCGCAGGUGAGCGCCGAGGCCAGGGUCAAAGACGUGGAACAGGAGAAUCGCGUGCUUCACGAGUCCAUCAAAGAGACCAGCGGCAAGCUCAACAAGCUUGAGUUCGAACGCAAGCAGCUACGCAAGGACCUGGAGUACUACAAGGAGCGGGGUGAGAAGGCCGAGGAGCUGGAGGUGGAGGUGCACCGUCUGGAACGGGAGAACGAGGGUCUGCAGAAGCGUGUGGCGAGUCUGGGCAUCACCUGCGAGAAGGUGGAGGCCCUGGAGAAGGAGAACGCCGAUCUGGAGACGGAGAGCCGGCGGUUGAGGAAGAAGGUGGACGGGCUGAGGAACACGUCGUUGCAGUUGGCAGCCCUGGAGAAGGAGAACGCCCAGCUGGAGGAGGAGAACCUGGAGCUCCGGCGCGCAGCCGAGUCGCUGCGAUCGGCUGUGGCCCGGGCGGUCCAGCUGGAGCUGGAGAACCGUGAGCUGGAAGGCGAGAAGAGCCAGCUUCAGAGGAGCCUGGAACUGCUCAAGGCCUCGUCUAAGAAGAGUGAGAGACUGGAGGCGAACUGCCAGGGCCUGGACUCGGAGAACCAGCGGCUCCAGAAGGCCCUGGAGAACAGCAGCCGCAAGGUCCAGAAACUGGAAGGCGAGCUCCGGGACCUGGAGAGCGAGAACCAGAGCUUGCAGCGGAACCUGGAGGAGCUGAAGAUUUCCAGCAAGCGUCUGGAGAAACUGGAAAUGGACAACAAGGCGCUGGAGCAGGAGAGCUCACAGCUGGAGAAAGACAAGAAGCAGCUGGAGAAGGAAAACAAGCGUCUUCGGCAACAGGCCGAGAUCCGAGACUCCAAACUGGACGAUGACAAUCAGCACAUCUCGCACCUCGAGAAGGAGAACCGUGCCCUUACCAAGGAGGUGAGCACACUCAAAGACUCCUGCAGCCGUAUCAAAGACCUUGAAAGAGACAACAAGGAGCUGGCGAAGCAAGCCACGAUGGACAAAAAGACGCUUGUCACACUGAGAGAGGAGCUGGUCAGUGAGAAACUGAAGAGUCAGCAAAUGAAUAAUGACCUGGAAAAGUUGACCCACGAACUAGAGAAGAUUGGCCUGAACAAAGAGGGUCUCCUGCACGAUGAACAGAGCUCAGACGCCAGGUUCAAAUUGCUGGAAUCAAAGCUGGAGUCUACUCUGAAAUCCUCUCUGGAGAUUAAAGAGGAGAAGAUUGCCGCUCUGGAGGCCAGACUGCAGGAAUCCUCCAACCUCAACCAGCAGCUCCGCCAGGAGCUCAAAAUUGUAAAGAAGAACUACGAGGCUCUUCGUCAAAGGGAAGAGGAGGAGCGCAUGGUUCAGAGCUCGCCUCCUAGAGGAGGGGAGGACUCCCAAAGCAUCAGUAAGUGGGAGAAGGAGAGUCACGAGGCCACCCGAGAGCUUCUGAAGGUCAAAGAUCGUCUCAUAGAGGUUGAGAGGAAUAAUGCCACGCUCCAAGCGGAGAAGCAGGCGCUGCGCACGCAGUUGAAGCAGCUGGACGGUCAGAGCGCUAACCUCCAGGCUCAGAUCCUGGCCCUGCAGAGACAGGCCGCCUCACUGCAGGAGAACAACACCACCCUGCAGACGCAGAACGCCAAGCUACAGGUGGAGAACUCCGCGCUGGUGGCGCAGAACGCCCAGCUGCAGAGCCAGCAGAGCGGCAUGGAGGGGGAGAGGGACGGAGCAGUGCGUGAGCGGGAGGAGCUCCGCACCACCCACGAGCUCCUCCUGCGCGACCACGAGAAGCUGGCAGCCCUCCACGAGCGGCAGGCGGUGGAAUAUGAGGCCCUCAUUGGCAGGCACGGUGGCCUAAAGAGUGUCCACAAGACCCUGGAGACGCAGCACCGUGACCUGGAGGACAGGUACAACCAGCUGCUGAAGCAGAAAGCUCAGCUGGAGGAGCUGGAGAAGGUGUUGAAAGCUGAGCAGGAGAAGAUGAUGUCGGAGGCCAGGAGCCACCAGGCCACGGCCACAGAGUACCGCAAGCUGAAGGACGACAAUAACAAGCUGAACAUGACAUACCAGCAACUGCUGAAAGACAAUGAGGGGCUACAGUCUGACCACAAGAACCUGAAGAGCCAGUUGAACGCGGCAAAGCUGGAGCAGACCCGCCUGGAGGCUGAGUUCUCCAAACUCAAAGAGCAGUACCAGCAGCUGGACAUCACCUCCACCAAACUCACCAACCAGUGCGAGCUGCUGAGCCAGCUGAAGGGGAACCUGGAGGAGGAGAACCGCCACCUGCUGGACCAGAUCCAGACCCUGAUGUUGCAGAACCGGACCCUGCUGGAGCAGACCAUGGAGAGCAAAGACCUGUUCCAUGUCGAGCAGAGACAAUACAUAGACAAGCUCAAUGAACUGAGGAGACAGAAAGAGAAGUUGGAGGAGAAGAUCAUGGAUCAGUACAAGUUCUAUGACCCCUCUCCCCCCCGAAGGAGGGGCAACUGGAUCACGUUGAAGAUGAGGAAGCUGAUCAGGCCGAAGGGCCGAGAGCGCAUGCGCUCGCUCACCGUCGCGCCCAUCCGCUCCGAGUCCAGCGACGGCUUCUCGGCCGGCACGCUGGCGCCGCCCGACAGCCACGACAGCUCAUCCAUGGGCUCCGGAUCACUGGACGACACUCUGAGCCAGAAGCGGAGCAGCAGGAGGAGAUCGCAGCACAGCAAUGUGCAAGGGUCCUCCAAUGCUCUCAAACGGCUACCCUUUAUGAGGAACAGGUCCAAGGAGAAAGACAAAGAAAAAGCCAUCUACCGCCGCUCCAUGUCCAUGAACGACCUCUUGCAGACCAUGGCUCCGGCGGGGGGUCAGUGGAGCAGCAGCACGGACCACCUGGACACGCCCGAGGAGGCAGCCUUGGCGUCGGCGGUGAUUGCGGCGGGUGGAGGCCAACGGAGGAAGGAGCUGGGGACAAUGGCGUACUCCACCACGGCCAUCGACUGCGCUACCCUCGGCCUGCCCCCCGGACACGGCUCCAAGCACAAACUGAAGAACAGAGACAACGUGUCGUACGAGGACGUCACUCCAGUCUUUUCGGAUGAGCAGAGUGGGGUUCGAGCCCAAGGACGGGAGCACGUUAGCACUUCUGAAGCAGUCUGCCCCCCAGCUCCAGACGUCUCCGUCAAAUGCAAAGCCCCUUGUAUCAUCUGUAGUGUGGUGAACGGCAGCCUGAGCAGACCGCAGAGCGAGAGCAGCGGCGAGCUCAGCCUGAGUCUGGACGCCGACGUCUGGUCGAGCGGGAGCAGCCCCGUGCUGCCGCAUCCGCCUCUGCCGCCGCCGUCAUCUUCAUCCUCCUCCUCCUUGUCUCACGCCCAGCGCUCGUCUCGCCAGAGCCCGCUGCAGCUCCGGAGGGGCCCCGAGCUCGCUGGCGCCCCCCCCAGGAGGAGCACGGGCUCCCCGGGUGGUGAGGUGCUGUCCUUGCAGCAGUUCCUGGAGGAGAGUGCAGACCCUCGCCAGUCCGGCAGCCAGGAGAACCUGACUGCAGAAUCGCCCCGAGUGUCAGGAGUGACUGAGCACGUGCAGAAGGAGUGUGGCAAGGGCCGGGGCAUACUGCGCUCUGCCAGCGGAAAGGCCACGCCCUCCGAAUCCAGAACAGGCGGCCCGGCUCGCCCAAGCCUGCGCAAGGCGGAGAGUACCCGCGUCAAGGGUUCGAACCAGCCCCGAGCCAGCCUGAAGUCUCAGAGCAAGGCCACGUCCGUGUCCGAGCGCCUGGACACCUCUUCCUGCCCGUCCUCCUCCGCGGGUCUGCCGCGUGCCAGCAGCGUCAUCUCCACAGCCGAAGGCACCACGCGCCGGACCAGCAUCCAUGACCUGCUGUCCAAAGACAGCCGUCAGCCGGUCCCCGUGGACCCUUCGCCCUCCAGGGGGAAGCCCUGCUCUCAGCCCGCGCCCAGUGAGUACCCUGCCCCCCACCCUCGGCCACACCCUCAGUCGCCACCCCAGGCCAGCCCCUCCGCCCUGCUGCCCAAGUCCGCCAGCAUGCCGUGCACUGGCCACGCCCCCAGCAUAGACGACCCCGAACUGUCCAGUCUGCAGGCCUUCCUAGGCCCUUCCUUCACCGUAGAGUCGGUCUUCCUGGACUCCAUCUUUAGCGAGCCCGUGUUUGCAGGCGGAGCUAGGAACCAGGCUGUCCUCUCCCUCAAUCCCUCCCUCGUUAGCAACAUCAGCGGCCCUCCCCUCAAGCCCAGAGAGGCCAAGCCUGGUCAAAAUGACCCCAAAGACCAGAGCGCUAGCCCGCCAAACAACAAAAUAGAUGGGCGGGGCAAUGAUAACAGUCACGUGAGUGGUUCUGACCAAUCCGCUUCCCUGAGCUCGGAGGACAGCCAGUCGCUGUGGUACGAGUACGGCUGCGUGUAACGGUGUUGGGGACGAGUGACCUGUUUCCUGUGUGGUGAUGGCCAUGCAUCUGCAUGAACACUUCGAGCACUACCAUAGUUUUUCGUUCACCUCUUUGUUUUGCUUUUCUUGUUUCGUCGCUGACUUCAUAACCAUGCACUCUCGCUGUUUUUGGUUUCGUGGGAGAUUUCUGAUUCUGAACAAUCCCUUUGUUGAACUUACAUGUCCAAGCGUUGAAUGUUUGCAUGUUGUUAUCCUUACGUCUUAUGUGAUUUUCAUGUUCAUAAGACAUGGUCUGUAUUUGAAUAGGCUUCCUUGUCUAUCAAAAUGUACAGUAAUCAUAUUGCCAUGAUUAUCCAAAUCACAAAAUUAAGAAAACACAACAAUGCUUUAUGGAAUUUUAUUAUUUCAGCAUUUCACUAAUUUAUUUGUCAACCCUGUGCUUAAAUUUGCGUGUUCAUAACUUCUAUGGUUAGCUGAGGGCUGAUCUAAAUUGAUAUUUAAAUAAAGUAAUUAGGCUUGUGGAGCAUAUCCCUUGAUGAGCUGUGUUAUGAGAACCAUUUAGAGGGCUAACACACGUCCAUGUACAAAUGAAUCCCUCCUAUUCUGUUCUGAAUGUUAGUGUAUCUUCUAUGGGAAGAACCUGCGAUGCAUUGGGGUGCUUUUUUGGGAGACUGGGGCUUUUCAGAAGGGAUGACUGGUGUUAUGCACUGAUGGGUCUUGGUGUUUGGGACUAGCUUGCGCAUGAGGGGGUGUCACUCAGUCACUGUCGAGUCAUUUCUACGCCCUUCCAUUCUGCUGUUCCAUUUUGAUUGCUUUGAUCAAAAUGAGGCAGUUCUCUCAUGCUGGUGUAUUGUCUUGCUUCGUUUACAUGCGAUUGGUUAACUACGGUAUUAGGUGUGUGUGUGUGUGUGUGUGUGUGUGUGUGUGUUUGUGUGCGCAAUAGAGCUGUCCGGUUCAUUUGGAGGAUCUUCAAGGAUCCAUUGCAAUAUAUUAGUGUCACAGUUUGGAAGGGAGUCUUCAGUAAUGGAAUAUGAGUUUGCAGGUUUUUGUAUAUUGUGAAAUUCAUUUUUAAAUAACAUUUCUUUUGGGAAAGUAAAAACAAGAUAUUAGCAUUUAUCUAUGUCGUCGUAGUAGCGCAACAUUAUUGAAGUGAUUUAACUGCUAUUUAUUUGUUCCCCUUUAGUUUCAGAACGAUUAUAUUGCUUCAUCUUUAUCAUGUACAUUUGCUGUUCAGCGCUUUCAUUUUGAUUGUAAUGUUUCGCUGUAACAUCACCUGCCUUUGUCCUGCAGAUGUGGAAGUCUCGCAAGAACGCAGAAAGUCUAAAAGCAGAUCAGGAGAGCAGCAAAGCUCCUAAGCACUAACUGCUGGCCGUGCUCUCUUUUCCUGGGGCCAACGGGGUGAGUGGAGAAGGGCAGGGUGGGGUUGUUGCUAUGGCAACUCGGAUGCCUGACCUGCAUGCACUUGCCCUCGUGCUGGUGUGUGGCGGUGAACAUGGAGGAUGGAUGGAUCCCGUCA